AUGUGUGCCUGUGCCUUCCCAGGGAUGAAUGCAUUGCUAGUGGCGAAGCCAGAUGCUGUGUUUGCCUAUGAUCCAGAAGAGGGCAAUAUGUCUGCCAUGCCUUUGGAUGGUCAGAAGGUGAUUUUGAAGCGCUUCCAGUCCUACUUUGUGGUGGUGACCAGUGACACCAGUGCUGCUCCAGUCAGCUUCACUGCAGGACCAGCUUCUAUGCCGAAGCAGACAGUAACAGUGGUGCUGGCGCAGAAGCAAAUGCGUUUCAUUGCCUUUACCAGCCAGUUCACGGACGUGACCCAUGUCGUGAAGGCGCUUGGGAAGAUCUACCUGGUCUCACGAGGGGGCGCUGAUGGCAACACCGCCGCUCGGGACACUGCGCUGAGUAUGGUGUGGUCAGAAGUCCGAGGAGAUUUGGAUGAGACUUCGACGGUUGGAAAGCCAGUGAACGACACCAUCAAAGCAUUUGGUUGGAAAGCUUCAAAAGUCCUUUUUGAGCUACAAGAGAAGCCCCUCUCAGAGCGGCUGGUCGCGUGGUUGGCACUGAAUGUGGCAAAACAUGAACUGAUCGCCUUUGGAAAGAGGUUCAAAGACCAGGAGCAGCUACGGAUUGCCAAGUCACUUGAUGACUGCCCUGCGGACAAUAGCAGGACUCCAGUGACUCCAGCUCGUCAGUUUGCUCCGGCCAAGGACGUCUUGGUGAAGAAGCGGAUGUUUGAAUGGGCCGCCGAGGUAGCCUUAACCUCCAAUGGUGCUCCAGAGGUCACGGCUGAGAUCUAUCGGCAACAUGGAGAUGCCUUGUUCGAGAAGCGAGCCUAUGAUCAGGCACUUCAGAUCUAUGCCAAGACCGUGGAUUUGGGUUUGCCGCUAGAACCCUCAUAUGUCGUGGAGCGCUACUUAGAUGCGCAGAGGCGCGGGACUGUGCUUGAAUUGUCGUCGUCCGUGUUGAGAAGGGUGUGCUUUGAAUUCAGUGUUGAGGAGCUGCGUGGAUUGGUUAACGGUGCCUUUUAUAUAAGUAUUGUUUAUUUUGGUGUCAUGGUUAAUAUGGCGUUGUACGAGUUGGUUUGA
Molecule: messenger RNA, 1059 nt
Organism: Durusdinium trenchii
Lineage: Eukaryota; Dinophyceae; Suessiales; Symbiodiniaceae
Source: the annotation of a GenBank genome assembly